Medicago truncatula (barrel medic) is the source of this 770-nucleotide messenger RNA. RefSeq names its product calcium-binding protein KRP1. The transcript has a single exon. The record is from RefSeq and is a predicted model, not a curated record. Gene Ontology annotation, molecular function: calcium ion binding. NCBI's taxonomy places the organism in Eukaryota, Viridiplantae, Streptophyta, Magnoliopsida, Fabales, Fabaceae. Bases 110 to 466 code for a protein of 118 amino acids.
CAUAUUUCCAACAACAAACAUUGUUCCUCGCUAUAUAACAGUAGGCAAAGCUAUUUUGUUUUAUUUUUUUUAUUUUGUUUAUAUUACAACUUCACAAAAUUGAGCAAAAAUGGCAUCGAGUUCGAGGAAGAAUGGUGGAUCGGUUGUUUUUGAGGACUACUUCCCUUCAAUGAUGGAGAAAUUAGGAAGUGAAGGGUUUAUGAAGGAGUUGGCAAAUGGUUUUAAUGUGUUGAUGGACAGGGAGAAGAAAGUGAUAACAUUUGAGAGCUUAAAGAAAAACUCUGCAUUGCUUGGAUUGGAAGGUAUGAACGACGAUGAAAUUACUUGCAUGCUAAGAGAAGGUGAUAUUGAUGGGGAUGGAGCUCUUAAUGAGAUGGAGUUUUGCACCCUCAUGUUUAGGUUGAGUCCUGCUUUGAUGAGUGACUCUAAGCAACUUUUGGAAGAAGCUAUUUUCACUGGCCAUUGAUGUUUUUUCUCCUUUUGUUAAUGUCCUUGAUCUUGAUUACCCUCUAAGCAUGCUUUAGUGUGUGUUUGCGUGUUUCUACUUGGUUGCUGAAAAUCUUAUUCAACAAUGAACUCUUCUUUUUGUUUGUUUUCAGUAUGUUGGUGAGUAUGCCAUGCUAACUAGUAGGCAUCAUCAUCAAAAUCUAAGAAGAAAAAUUGUUGAUUUAGGCUUCAGUUGAAUCAGAAAAAAAAUAUAUUAUAAUUCCUAGUAUUUAUUCUAGGUUUCAUUUUGAUCCUUUAUGUAUUAAAGAUUUCACUUUGAUUCA